Molecule: messenger RNA, 537 nt
Organism: Mesorhabditis belari
Lineage: Eukaryota; Metazoa; Nematoda; Chromadorea; Rhabditida; Rhabditidae
Source: the annotation of a GenBank genome assembly
AUGUUCUGGCUGAUAUGGCACGAUUUGUUGGUUGUUCUCUUGAUCACCGUCGUGCUUUCAGGGAUUUACAUUCCCAUUUACGCAAUCUACAAAACAAGCUGGACAAUCGGUGUCUACUCGUUCUUGCUCGAUGCACCGACACUCCCCGAUGUUGACUAUGAUUUCGUCGAACAGUCCAGUUUCGUUUUGUCGUCGAUGAGCGAUUGGUCCUAUGCCAGCAGCAUUCCCACAACCAUUUUGGCCGCUUUUUUCGCCGCUACAAAUGAUCAACUAACCCUGCCAAUACGUCUACUUGCCACCGCCGAGAAUUUGACAAAACUCGCCUACUCUGUCACGUGGCUUUUGUCUCGGGCUUGCGUGAUUUCACUCGCCAAUUUACAAUGUUCACAAGAGGUGUACAGUGCUUUCAUGAAUCUCUACGACUUUUCGGCUUUUUUCGAUUUGACCAGCGUCGCCCAGUACUGUCAAAUGCUCAUCUCGUUGAGCCAAAGCCAAUCAUCGAGCAUAUCGAGCCCCGAGUUGACAAUCUCCAUCCAC